Molecule: messenger RNA, 234 nt
Organism: Penicillium lagena
Lineage: Eukaryota; Fungi; Ascomycota; Eurotiomycetes; Eurotiales; Aspergillaceae
Exons: 1
Coding region: 1-234 (77 amino acids)
Source: RefSeq, a predicted model, not a curated record
AUGCCCGCUAAGCGCCCGCGCGCACUUUUUGGGUCCGCACAGCGCUUCACCACUACAACCAGAGCCACUUACGCGCCGUGUUGCAAGAUGAAACAGUGCCUUCCACCAAGCAUCUUCAUCCUGAAGACUUUAUUUUGGCAACCUCUUUGUUUCGACAUGGACCGCCUGAUCCACCCUGAGGUGGUCGUUUCAUCGACACGGGGUUGCGACCCGGCCAAACCAGCUUCUUUAUAA